CGAUCCAUCACUACCACUGCACACACUAGCUGCCUGCAGCAUUGCAUUGAUCGAAUUACCGGCCAUCGAUUUCCGCUACCACCACACGGUACCAGUACCAACAAUGGCUUCCAACAACGCCGUCGCUGCCGAGGUGAGCACCGCCGUCACCAAGCUCAACGAGCACCUCGCCACGGUGCUCCACGGCGCCGACGCCACCACCGGGGCCGCCAACAACACCGUCAUCACGCUGGCGGGGGAGAACAGCGGCGCCACCAUGGAGGCUGCGGCGGGCGACGUGGAGGACCUCGUCGUCGUCGGCAACGCGGACGCGGAGGAGAACGACGACGGCGACAACCAGGAGGAGGAGGACGACGUGGUGAUCAGCGCCUACACGAACAGCAACUACCAGGCCGUUAACAACUCCGUGCUCGUCUCCGGCAGCUGCGCCGUCAACGACCCCGGCGUCCACGUCGUCGUCGUCGAGCACGUCGACGAGAUACGCGACUACGACGACGACCUCGACGCCCAAGAGUUCUAAGCAAGCAGCAGACCUUAUUAUUGCCAAUGGUUUCAGCAAACGAUGAUUGCCUCAUAUCACAGUACGUAAUGUUCUACAAAAUUGAUGAGAUGAUCCAUGGGUUAAUGAAGAAGAUACACAUAUAUAUCGUAUCCCGGCUUCGUUUAUUUGCAAGUCUUUGGAUUAAUUGCUUGCUCUGGUUCAUGUAUUAGUAUACUAGUAUGUAUUAUGUUUGCUUCAGACGACUUUAUUUGUACUGCUGCUACUACUGUAAGGUGCUUGAUGCACACUCUGAAUAAAAUUCUGGCUUAACUGCACAAAA
Messenger RNA from Panicum hallii, 821 nucleotides. RefSeq lists its product as uncharacterized. The record is from RefSeq and is a predicted model, not a curated record. The coding region runs from base 104 to 520 and encodes 138 amino acids. NCBI's taxonomy places the organism in Eukaryota, Viridiplantae, Streptophyta, Magnoliopsida, Poales, Poaceae. The transcript has a single exon.